AUGUUGCCUGUCGAUUGGUUACAUGUUAAUGGAGUUAGUUUGUCAACAGAUAUUCAUCAACCAGCAUCACAUACAUCUGAUUACCGAUCGAAACAUGUUACCAGUCCAACUCUAGAAUUAACUUCGCCAAUGAUAUCUUCGCCUAAUUCUAUUCCGUUCACAUCAGCAGCCGUUGAUGGACAACAAAAUAAUAGACAACAUUAUCAAAAAUUAGAAAAUACAGAUCUACCGAAAAAGCUUUUUAUUGAUAGACAAAUCAAAAAAGUCAAAUCCCUACCGGGAUUAAUUAAAGGCACUGCCCUAUCUCGUCAUAUAUCACUUCAUACAGCGUCAAAUGGAAAUCAAAAUGAUUCCAAUCCAACAACAAAUAAUAAUUCGAAUAACAAUUCACAGCCUUCUGUGGCAAUCGAGACUGAUACUGAAUCUUCACCAUCACGUCAAUAUCAUGAACGGACCAAUGAAACUCGUCGACCUCGAGUAUCGUUUUCUGAAUUUCAUAAAAUACAAUUUUAUGAAGAUACAAAUGACUCUUCCCAACAAUCACCACAUCGCCGUCAUAGACAUCGUUCAUCGAAGAAAAUAGCUGCAUUUACUGGUAAUAAUUAUGUUUCUCCGCCAUCCAUUCAACAUCCUCAAAUACUUCAAAAUAAUUAUUCUCCAUUGUCUCGACAACAACUAGCAGGACAAGAAUUAAAUAUUAAAAAACAAUUACUAUUUCCUUCACCACGCGGACAUUCAUCGCGUAUAACACAUUUACCUGAUAUACUCAGUCAAUCAGGACAAAUGGAAACUUCUGUACAUGAAAAAUAUGUUUUUCAAGGUGAAAAAGAUUCUUCUCGAUUACCUGAAUCAACAUUUGAAAUACCGAUCAAUUCUUCGACUGAAAUAUCUCGUGAAAGUACUCGAGCCGGUGGUAUACGUUCAUCAGCAUUACAAGAUUAUCAUGAUCAAAACAAUAAAUUAGAUGCUGGUGAUAGUGCUAUGAAUUCCGUAUUUAUCAAUGGUUCAUUGUCUUCAUCAUUAACUAGUCGACAACGUCCACUUCGUACAAUAUCACUUCGACAACAAUUUAAUUCGCCGACGAGAUCAAAACCAUCGACUACUACAAAUAAUAAUCUUCAAAUUGUCACAAAUCCACGACGAUCAGCUUCACUUAAGCAUACAGCUGCACGUAUGAAUUCCAUUGAUGAUGAUCAUGAAGAACUACCAAACAAUGGAUUAGCAUCCAUAGGAGAAAGUCGACCAACGACAGGUAUGAAUUCAUCAAAACCAUUAAAAGCGGAUUAUAUUAUACAUUUUAAUUCAAAAAAUCCAUCUAAUGGACAAACAACCAUGGAUUCAAUCGACAGAAAUCGUUAUACUGUUAAAUCAAAUUUUUAUGAAUCAUCACAAGAACGUUUUCAUAAUGUUUUAAAAGUUGUUCGACCACCAUACAUUGCAACUAUUACUAAUUCAAAUAAUGAAUCAAAAUUACAAACAACUAUGAACAAUACUACAAAUGGAAGUGUUCGCUCAUCGCAUACUAAUAGUGGACAUGAAGCUCACGAUUAUCAUAUCACAUCAAAUACAAUUUUUGUAUAA
Rotaria socialis is the source of this 1581-nucleotide messenger RNA. The record is from the annotation of a GenBank genome assembly. NCBI's taxonomy places the organism in Eukaryota, Metazoa, Rotifera, Eurotatoria, Philodinida, Philodinidae.